Messenger RNA from Stegastes partitus (bicolor damselfish), 2106 nucleotides. RefSeq names its product inactive dipeptidyl peptidase 10-like. The record is from RefSeq and is a predicted model, not a curated record. The annotation marks the transcript as partial. Lineage: Eukaryota; Metazoa; Chordata; Actinopteri; Pomacentridae. The transcript has 23 exons. Gene Ontology annotation, cellular component: plasma membrane; voltage-gated potassium channel complex. Gene Ontology annotation, biological process: regulation of potassium ion transmembrane transport; proteolysis. Gene Ontology annotation, molecular function: potassium channel regulator activity; serine-type peptidase activity.
AUGAACCAAAGCGCAGGAGCGGUGCAGCACACCCGCAGAUACUCGGUGGACGGAAAGGACAUCGGACCAAUCGGAGCAGACAGGAACUGGAAGGGCAUCGGCAUCUCUCUGCUGGUUAUCCUGGUGGUUCUCUCCCUUAUUGGACUGUCCAUUGUUCUGCUGUCAAAAGAUGACCUUGGCAAGUCCUUUGGAUCACAGUUGACACUGGAUGACCUCUUUCAAAGAAGCUUCCAAAUACACGAUCCUGAUGCAAAGUGGAUCAAUGAGAGAGAGAUCAUCUUUCGGAGCUGGGACGGAGAUGUUAUCAAAGUCAACACCCACAACAACGAGACAGAACUCCUGCUGAAAAACACAACAUUUGCAACUUUUAAGGCCUCAAAGUUUGCAGUUUCUCCAGAUCUGAACUUCGUUCUUCUGGGAUACGAUGUCAAGCAGGUCUACCAGCGCUCGUACUUGGCAUCGUACCUCAUCUACAACCUGUAUACAAGAGAGGUUCGGGAGCUCAAUCCUCCGGAGGUGUCGGACUCAGUCCUCCAGUUUGCUUCGUGGGGAAUUAAAGGUCAACAGCUGAUGUACGUGUUUGAAAACAACAUUUACUACCAAACCGAUGUGCAGAGCAGCUCGUGGAGGCUCACGUCCUCUGGACAGGAGGGCGUCGUCUUCAACGGCAUCUCAGACUGGCUGUACGAAGAGGAGGUGUUGCGCAGCGAGGCGGCCCACUGGUGGUCGCCCGACGGCUCCAGACUGGCCUACCUCACCAUCAACGACUCCCUGGUCCCCACCAUGCUCCUGCCCCGCUUCACUGGCUCCCUCUACCCCCGAGGGAAGGAGUAUCCUUACCCAAAGAUGGGCCAAAUCAAUCCCACCGUCAGACUCCACGUGGUCACUCUGGAUGGCAGCUCGCUCACCACCGAGCUGAGGCCUCCUGACAGUUUUGAAAAGAGCGAGUUCUACGUCACCAUGGUGAAGUGGGCGACCCGGGAGAGGCUGAGCGUGCGCUGGGUGAACCGAGCUCAGAACAUGUCGGUUCUGUCGCUGUGUGACGCCACGACAGGCGACUGCACAAAGAAACAUGUGAUGACGUCAGAGAAGUGGCUCGAUCGGCAGAACGAGGAGCCGGUGUUUUCCAGCGACUACAGGACACUGUUCAUCACCAUGCCCUUAAAACACAGUGACCGCGGGACGUUCAACCACAUCACUAUGAUCUCCAACCAAUCGGAGGGUCAAGAGGUCACCCUGCGCCACCUGACCUCGGGAAGCUGGGAAGUCUCUCAAAUUCUGGCCUACGAUGAGAGCACCAAUAUCACCUUUUGGACCGACACAGGGUAAACAAGGCAACACAAUCCUCAGCUUCAUUUGGUCUCCACUGCGGAUCCAUUUCUCAAAGAAUGCCUGACCUGCUCCCUCUUCAAAACAAAGUGCACCUACUUCGACGCCGUCCUCAGCCCCAACUACCAACACGUUCUUCUUAACUGCAGAGGCCCUGGAAUACCCCAAACUACUCUUCACAAACUGAGUGAUAUGAAUGAGCACAAGACUCUGGAAACAAACACAGAAUUAAGACAUGCACUGAUAAACAGGACAAUGCCCAAGUGGGAGAGAAGAACUGUGCUGAUCAACAACUUUGCGCUUCGCCUGGAGUUAAUUGUCCCGAGAAAUCUGGAUGAAACACGGGAGCAUCCGCUUUUACUGGUCCUAGACAGCGCCCCUGGUGGUCAGGCUGUGAGUGACCGUUUUUCUCUCGGCUGGGAAUCUGUCCUGGUCACUUCAGAGAGCGUCAUCGUGGCCCGUCUGGACGGUCGUGGCAGCGGCUUCCAGGGUCAGAGGAUCCUUCAAGAUGUUUACCAGGGACUAGGAACCGUUGAUGUUCAGGACCAGGUCACAGCAGUACAGUACCUGGUCAAACUGCCUUUUGUCGAUGGCAACAGAGUUGGAGUCUAUGGAAAGGCGUAUGGAGGCUUCUUGUCCUCAGUCCUGCUCCUGUCCCACAGCUCGAUGUUCAGGUGUGGCAUCGCUGUAGCUCCUAUAACAAACUGGAAGCUCUAUGGUUCGGCCUUUGCUGAGAAAUACUUUGGCUCUCCAGUGAAAGAGGAUCACAAAUACCAG